AUGCCGCGGUCCGCUGAGUGGUACGCUUUGCUGGAGAGCGGGACCUCACGCCUUCACUUCAAGCUCGUCAAAGAGCUCGAGGAGGCCAGUACGUCUCGUCAUCACGAUACUAUCAUCCUCGCGACGGUGACUCCCAUCGGCAAACAACUUGCUUCGCGCUCCUUCUCCAGCGAUGUCGGCAAGCUCGCAUCCGCACUGCUUACCCUGCUCCACUGCGUCCAACACUAUCCCUGCUCAGCUGCAUCCGUCUCAGAUGGCCCAGCAACCAUCGAUAUCAGUUUCGCUCUUCUGCCGACACUGCAGCUCCUCAGUCUCGCCACAAGUUGGAAGCAGCUUCUGGUAGCGUACCAGCUUCUACCAUUCCUCCUGCCGCGUAACGAGGAAUGGCAAUCUCGAGAUGAGAAAGGGUCGCCUCCUUUGCCCAACGCCACCACAUCCCGACGUGCUUCGACAACGGAAGACGACUCGUCGGCUCUGCUUCUUCUCAACACCUUCCGAAUCAAUCUCUCCGCCGCUUCAGAUCAAGCGCAGCAGGUCGCACCAUCCCAGCAUUCUGAUCGCAGUACUCGAACAAAGCGUGGGGAAAGCACGUCGACAGAUGACUUUGAUUGGGUCGGCUUCAAAGCUUUGCUAUCUCUCAAGUCGCUCAUCACCGGCACCCCACAGGGGCCUGCUGUGCUGUCGUCUCUUGCUUCCACGCUGGUCGCUCUUACUCGACAUCCAGACUCCUCAUUACGGUGCAUGACGCUCAAUGCGAUGCUCUCAUGUGCAAAGGUCCCCCCAGGAGAGUCUGUCGACCUUGAAAGCCGAUCAGAGAUGCUCGAGGCGGCCUUGACUAUCGUACAUCUCACUCUCGCGUCGACGUAUGCCUUCUCAGCUGGCGCCGACACGGAAGAGCAACAUGGAAUGAUUAUGGCCGAAAUGGAAAGGCGCGCCGACUCCAAUCCUAACGUGCUUCGAGCCUGCAUCAGGAUCGUCCACCAUUGCCGUGCCGUCGGCCUGAUCACAGACGCCGAGGCGGCAAAUCAUGCUCUCGAAGCACUUCAAGCGGCUGGAUGGGCGCCUAUGCACCUCGAUAUACCCCUUAUUGAACAGCAGAACCUCGCCUCAACGGUUGCGGAUCGCACUAGGGGAAUUCGUGCGCGUACAGCCGCGCGGCAAAGGUCCUCUCUGCAGACUGAACACGAUUAUUAUGGCUCGUACGCUCCCUGGCUGGUGGAUGCUUGUCUCUCGCUUUGCACCUCUUCCAUAGAGAGCAUGUCCAAGCAAACGUCUUCAAUGCUCCGUCCUACGGCAAGAACAAAACUGCUCAGGACCGUGCUUCUCAUCUAUCACACGGCCUCUCAAGGAAGGGCUGCAGCGCUGGCUCUGUGCGUUUCCGCUGCGCGAUGUAUUGGCGCUCUCCACGUUACGGCCUUCGACAAGUCACGUCCAGAGACAUCCGCCUCUUCCGCUUCUGCCGGCGAUUACGACGCAGAAGUGGAAGCGCUGUGGGCGAUGCUGUCAGCGCACGUGAAGUCUCAACUGCACAGCAGCAAUCCAAACAGGAAGACGGCUGCGAUCCGUCUUUUGGACGCACUGCUCCCUGUUGGUUGGGCUCGCGCCAACAGCGUGACGGACGCUGGCCAAAUCGAGGCGAGAUCGCCGCUGAACAUCGAAGAGGCAGACAUGGGUCAAUUGAUGACACUCCUCGCUGAUUCGGACGCCUCGAUCCGGAAGAGAGCAUUGGCAUUGCUGCAUCGGGUCGACUCGAACCUCAUCGGUCUCCUGCGUUCACAGCUGCAGGCCGCUGUGGACUACGCAAUGUCUGUCAAGACGAAUUCGGCAGCCGGUCUGACUUCCGACAAGACCGAUGGUGCGCUCAUCGCUACAGCACAACGUCUUGUCGAGGUCGCUCUCUUUGCUGUGGCCUCCCAGAUCGACGCAGCUUCAAGCCAAGAACAAGUACCAAACGAUGCCUUGGCAGAUCUGGAAGUGGCUCUGACCAGCGGAGUGGCGCUGGACCUAUUUGGCAAUUUCACGGACAGCGCAUCCAGCGAACGACACGGCUGGCUAUCGUCUGACGCAACCAGAGCUCUGUUGGAAUUGCAAGUGAACGAGCGAACAGAAGACAGCACGAGCAUCUCGAGCUCGUCCUCGGACACAUCGCUUCUUGCCGCAGCCACGCAAUUCUUCUCUCCUUCUUCCAGAGCAUCAUCAAGGCCAGACCCGGCUGUCGACAGGCUCACAGCUCUUGGCCCCCGCUCGCAGCUGCCUGACUCGAUUCUGCGAUCUUCGCAUCUGCUUUCUCCAGACAACAACACUGAUACCCUGCGCUCGACCAGGCACAACUCAAGCGGCAACCGACGCGACAUAGCUACGAGAAGGUCCCGUCACGAAAAUCUACAGCAUUCCGCCAUCCCCUCGGAAUCCAAGCGCGUUCGAGAUCGGGGCAUCGCCAAAGCCAUGUCCGACUCCAUAGCAAACCUUGUGCUUGGAGCUGAUGCGAGGACGCAGUCGUCCGACAAUGAAGUCAUCUUCUCGGCCACCUCUUCGGGAAUUCUCGAAGCAGAAGAGCUGGAUGUGGUCCACGAAGUAGCGGAUCCGGAGCGACGUCUCGACUAUGCUGUCGCCAAGGGAGAGACACCCUCGCUCUUGGAUCUCGUUCACCACUGCCACAACCACGACCCAUGGCUCGACACAAGCCUCACGCCCUUCGUUCUGGAUGGCGUUCAGAUCGGUUUCCUUCCCGCCAGAGUCGUCAAGGCCUGCGUCGGUGAUUCCGCCCGUCAGGUUCGCGCCGGCGCUCCACCUGUCCUGCGCAAGGUCCGCUUCGUCAUGACUCACCGCGAGAUCCUGCCUCCCACCACGUCUUCGCGCACUUGCGAAGCGAUCACCUUCACCGCCGGCUUUGCGACACCAGAAGCGAGGACGACUGGUCUCAAUGCGGUGGCGCAGAGGUGGCGCGAAGCUCGCAUCUUCCCCGACCCUCUUGAUGGCUGGCGAGACGAGCUGUACGCCAUCUACGGGCUCAACCCUCGACCUGGCACUCGCAACCCUAUCGCCUUCAAGCUCGAGCGUGCGGCCUGCGCCCUCUUCGGUUUUGCCACCUUCGGCGUCCACCUCACAGCCUACAUAACCGACCCCAACACUGGCGAGCUCAAAGUGUGGGUCCCACAACGCAGCAGCACCAAAUCGACCUGGCCUGGGUACCUCGACAACUCGGUCGCAGGCGGUAUCGUCGCUGGCGAUCUGCAGAUGGAGAGCAUGGUCCGUGAGUGCGAAGAGGAAGCCAAUCUCGACUCUGACCUCGUCGAAAAGCACAUCAAGCAAACGGGCGUCCUCAGCUACUGCUACAAAACCGCCAAACAGGGAUGGAUCCAACCCGAGGUGGAGUACGUCUACGACCUGCCUUUGCCCUCAGACGUCACGCUGCAGCCGAAGGACGGAGAGGUGGAUCAUUUCGAAUUGAUGACAUUGGAAGAGGUGUAUGAGAAGAUGAGAGAGGGGCGGUUCAAGGCCAACUGCGUGCUGGUGAUUCUGGACUUUUUGAUACGACACGGGCAUAUCACGGCGGAUAAAGAGGCGGGGUAUCGGCAGAUCGUUGCGCAGUUGCAUGUGGAUUUGCGGCUGCCAGGACCAUAA
Molecule: messenger RNA, 3624 nt
Organism: Kalmanozyma brasiliensis GHG001
Lineage: Eukaryota; Fungi; Basidiomycota; Ustilaginomycetes; Ustilaginales
Product: NUDIX hydrolase domain protein
Exons: 3
Coding region: 1-3624 (1207 amino acids)
Molecular function (GO): 8-oxo-dGDP phosphatase activity
Source: RefSeq, a predicted model, not a curated record